Molecule: messenger RNA, 2184 nt
Organism: Anoplophora glabripennis (Asian longhorned beetle)
Lineage: Eukaryota; Metazoa; Arthropoda; Insecta; Coleoptera; Cerambycidae
Gene: tws
Product: protein phosphatase PP2A 55 kDa regulatory subunit
Exons: 3
Coding region: 1-1428 (475 amino acids)
Biological process (GO): peptidyl-serine dephosphorylation
Cellular component (GO): protein phosphatase type 2A complex; cytosol
Molecular function (GO): protein phosphatase regulator activity; protein binding
Source: RefSeq, a predicted model, not a curated record
AUGAAGUACCACGAAAGGACCUUAGUCAACGGGAAAUCAGGCCACGACACACCGAAACGUUCGCGAAUUUCGAAUAGCCCGCUCGUGAACCGUGUUAUGGCCGGAAAUGGAGACAUUCAGUGGUGCUUUUCUCAAGUGAAAGGGACAUUAGAUGAUGACGUAACUGAAGCAGAUAUUAUAUCAUGUGUAGAGUUCAACCACGAUGGCGAGCUGUUAGCAACUGGAGACAAGGGCGGACGUGUAGUUAUUUUCCAACGUGAUCCAAUUUCCAAGACGGUACUUCCGCGACGUGGUGAAUACAACGUGUAUUCUACCUUCCAAUCACACGAGCCAGAGUUUGACUACCUCAAGAGUUUAGAAAUUGAAGAGAAAAUAAAUAAAAUUCGAUGGCUUAAGCGGAGAAAUCCAGCCCAUUUCCUGCUUUCGACAAACGAUAAAACUAUAAAAUUGUGGAAGGUUUCCGAAAGAGACAAAAAGGUUGAAGGUUACAAUACAAGAUCCGAAAAUGGUUCACUCAUAGAUCCUGCCAAUGUUAGUGCGCUUAGAGUACCUUCAAUAAAGCCCAUGGAGUUAAUGGUUGAAGCUUCCCCACGAAGAAUAUUCGCAAACGCACAUACUUAUCAUAUAAAUUCCAUAUCGGUUAAUUCGGACCAAGAAACUUAUCUUUCUGCCGAUGAUCUGAGAAUUAAUCUGUGGCAUCUUGAAAUUACAGAUCAGAGUUUUAAUAUUGUAGAUAUAAAACCUACGAAUAUGGAGGAGCUCACCGAGGUUAUAACGGCAGCAGAAUUUCAUCCUGUAGAGUGCAACUUGUUUGUUUAUAGUAGUAGUAAAGGGACAAUUCGGUUAUGCGAUAUGAGAGCUGCUGCUCUUUGUGAUAGGCAUGCCAAACUGUUUGAGGAGCCCGAAGAUCCUACAAACCGAAGUUUUUUCUCAGAAAUUAUUUCCAGUAUUUCCGAUGUGAAGUUAUCGAACAAUGGCCGAUAUAUGAUUUCUAGAGACUAUUUAUCUGUCAAAGUUUGGGAUUUACACAUGGAGACUAAACCUAUCGAAACUUAUCCUGUGCAUGAGUAUUUAAGGGCGAAAUUGUGCUCACUAUAUGAAAAUGACUGCAUAUUUGAUAAAUUUGAGUGCUGUUGGAAUGGUAACGACACUGCAAUAAUGACUGGUUCCUAUAACAAUUUCUUUAGGAUGUUUGAUAGAACAACGAAGAGGGAGGUUACAUUAGAAGCUUCGAGAGACAUAGCAAAACCUAAAACAGUUUUAAAACCUAGAAAAGUUUGUUCACAGGGCAAACGAAAAAAGGAUGAAAUAAGUGUGGACUGUUUAGAUUUUAAUAAAAAAAUAUUACACACAGCAUGGCAUCCAACGGAGAAUAUCAUAGCUGUGGCGGCAACUAAUAACUUAUUUUUAUUUCAGGAUAAGUUCUAGUGUAAUAUAUAAAACAAUUUUUCGUCGUAUUCAGGUUGUUUUUUUUUAUUGUUAUUUAUCUACUUUUAUCCUUUUGGAUAACCAUCCCCUUAUAAAUUAUGAAUUUUAUUAUACUUUAUUACAGUGUCUGAUUGUUGUCAGAACCAUACAGCAUUCAUUUGUUUUCAGCUUUACCGUAACAAACGUUUGAAGGCUGCAACUUUCUCACAUAAAAUCUCAAAUUGUUAUAUUAUUGUUGUGAUAAUUAUAAUAAAAUAAUUUCUUUUUUACAUCCGACUAUGUCUCCUUUAUUUCUUUACUUUUUAUUUUUUAUUAAGUGUACCGUGCUGUGCAUAUGAAGUGGUACGAAUUUUGAGGUUAAAUUUGUUGGCCUUUAUGUGAAAAAGCUUCAUGCCUUUAAGCCAGUGUGAUAUUACUGAUUGAUAUUGUUCUAAAGCUGUUUAUUAGUAGAAAAAUUGUGUAAAAAGAUUAAGCGUAUUUGACCGCUAAUAAAAUUUUACCUCAAAAUUUUAAUUCUUAACGACUAGGCGUGAACGGUUUUAUUAAAGUUAUGUAUUAGAGGUUAUUCACAUCCUAAUAUACUAAAGUGACAAUUUAUGAAUGUACAUAAUCAGAAUUGCAUUGGACUAGAAAUGUUUCAUACAUAAUCUUUUUUUUUUUUGUAACCAGAGCUUCGUUGUAUGGUGUUACAGUUGCAAGGUGGAAAAUAUGAUGUAAAAUUGUACAAAUUGUAAAUAAUAUACAUAUAAUUUUUUA